CGUGGUGGGACAAUAUAUAAUAUCUCAAGCAUAGUUUUUUAUGCUCUCUACGUCUGAUUGUUGGAUCUGAAACCCUAAGCUGAAAGCGGGCGAUCGACGAUGGCGAGGGGAAGUUCGCAGUCGCAGACGACAUCAUCGGCCGGUGGUGCGGGCCGCCCAACCACGGCGGGACCCCGUGGCACCCCGGCUGCUGCGGCCGGUUUGAGGAGGCGAAGGAUCGCCAGUGGUAGCGGAGGGGGGUCGGGGGGAUUCACUGGCGGUGCUGGCGGCAGCAACAUGCUGAGAUUCUACACCGAUGAUGCCCCUGGAUUAAAGAUGUCGCCUACGGUUGUGCUUGUGAUGAGUUUAUGCUUCAUCGGGUUUGUUACUGCGCUCCACGUGUUUGGCAAGCUCUAUCGCUAUAAAUCCGGCGGUUCCUGAUCUUCAGUGUCUGAUCGAAAGGGGUCGCGUGCUGCUUUACGGAUGAGCUGAGGUUCUUUUGCUUGGUUAAUAGUGUUUUUAACCGAUAUUUCCUACUUGUUGCUUUGAAUUUUGGUGUUGUUUGUUUUUUGUAAUGAUCGUGGUAAUAGGAAUUGGAUUGCUUUUGUUUACCGCUUACACGAGGACCUGAGAAUUUAAUAACUGAAUGACUGCUUCUUAUCUC
Phalaenopsis equestris is the source of this 643-nucleotide messenger RNA. Its product is annotated as protein transport protein Sec61 subunit beta. The record is from RefSeq and is a predicted model, not a curated record. Gene Ontology annotation, cellular component: Sec61 translocon complex. Lineage: Eukaryota; Viridiplantae; Streptophyta; Magnoliopsida; Asparagales; Orchidaceae. The coding region runs from base 100 to 420 and encodes 106 amino acids. The transcript has a single exon. Gene Ontology annotation, biological process: intracellular protein transport.